UGCUGAGCGGUGGUGAGUUUGUGUGUUCGUCUCGCUCUGAUCAUCAGAUCCGCCUGAAGCUGCUCCUGCUCGGUCAGCAGCUCUCCGUCUGUCCGGGGAAGUUCUGGAGAGAAGAGAAGAAACAGUCUGACGGUUCAAACUACCAAACUACCGGCUCUCCUCCUCCCGGUGGACCCGGUGGACCGAGUACAGCAGGACUUAAACCGUUAUAUUCAGCCGUUAAGCGGUAAACUACGAGUUCGCUGGAUGAGAGUUUAACGAACAUUCUUCUUCUCCGUUUGUUCGCCGAUGGAAGAGAAAAAACCGCCCUGUUCGCUGAGAUGCUGCCGGUGAAACCAGUAAAGAGAAACUACAGAUGUGCAGAGUUUACUGGCGGCUCACAACACGACUCCCAGCGCCGCCCAGCAGGAGGUCUGAGGAUCCAACGCUUAUAAAACUCAUUUAAAGUAGAACUUCCCAGGAUUCAUAGCGUUUGAGAUGCCCGUCGGUGAGAGGAAGCCGUUCUUCUUUACUGGUUUUACUGGUGAGAAAUGUGAAACAAGACAGGAAACGCUCGGCUGAUCAACAAACCUCGAGCAGCGGAAACUCGUCUUUUGGAUGUCGUUCACUUGCGACGCCUUUCUCCCGCCCGGACGACGUCGCAGAUAGCAGAGACAAAAUGUCGGCCGAAAACAGCCCGCCUCCGCCACCUCCACCGCCGCCGCCGCCACUGGCCUCGCCGCGGUCUUUCCCCGUCCUCCCUCAGCACGCCGCCCCGCCCACGCCGUCGCCGUCCCCGAGCCCGCCCGCCACCCUCUGCAGCCGGCUGUCCAACGGCAGCCAGACGGCGCCCAGCCCCACCAACUCACGGGGAUCCAUCCUGGGAGUCUCCUUCCUGGUUCAGAUCGGACUCACCCGGGAGACGGUGACCCUCGACCCCGGAGACCACUCGCUGUCCGCCGUCCGCGAGCUCGUCUGCUCCAUCGUGGAUCACAAGUUCCCUGAAUGUGGAUUUUUCGGGAUGUACGACAAGAUCCUGCUCUUCCGCCACGACCUGAACUCGGACAACAUCCUGCAGCGUCUGACCUCAGCGGAGGAGAUCCACGAAGGCGACCUGGUCGAGGUGGUGCUCUCAGCUCUCGCCACAGCCGAGGACUUCCAGAUCCGACCUCACGCGCUGUACGUUCACUCGUACAAGGCGCCGGCGUUCUGCGAUGACUGCGGGGAGAUGCUGUGGGGGCUCGUCAGACAGGGCCUCAAGUGUGAAGGAUGUGGGCUGAACUACCACAAACGGUGUGCGUUCAAGAUCCCCAACAACUGCAGCGGGGUCAAGAAGAGACGGCUGUCCAACAUCUCGCUGCCGGGCUCCGUCUUGUCUGUCGCUCGUCCCCCGUCCGCUGAGAUCGCCCCGACGCCACAGGAGGAGCAGCGCCCCCUGCUGGGCGUCGGGAAGCGUAACUCGCUGCUGUGCGGUCGUCCCAUCUGGAUGGAGAAGAUGGUCCUGGGUCGGGUCAAAGUCCCUCACACCUUCUCCGUUCACACCUACACCCGUCCCACCAUCUGCCAGUACUGCAAACGUCUGCUGAAGGGCCUCUUCCGCCAGGGCAUGCAGUGCAAAGAUUGUAAAUUUAACUGCCAUAAGAGAUGUGCGGCCAAAGUACCUCGAGACUGCCUCGGUGAGGUCGACUUCAACGGAGAACCAGCCAGUCCCGGUCUGGACUCCGAGGCCACGAUGGAGGUGGACAACUGUGACGCCAACAGCGACAGCGGUCACAGCAUGGACGAGCAGGACGACAAGCUCUUCUUCAUCGAGGGUCCCUGCACGGACGGAGAGAAGGACGACGAGACGCUCAGAGCCAUCAGCCCGUGCACCAGCAGCAACAUCCCUCUGAUGAGAUUGGUUCAGUCCAUCAAACACACCAAGAGGAAAAGCUCCACGAUGGUUAAAGAGGGCUGGAUGGUCCACUACACCAGCCACGACAACCUGAGGAAGAGACAUUACUGGAGGCUGGACAGCAAGAGUCUGACUCUGUUUCAGAACGAAAGUGGAGCCAAGUAUUACAAGGAGAUCCCGCUGUCGGAGAUCCUCCAGGUGGAGCCGGCGCAGGACUUCACCAGCCUGCCUCCGGGCAGCAACCCUCACUGCUUCGAGGUGAUCACGGCCAACAUGGUGUACUACGUCGGGGAGAACAACGGCGGCCCGCACAACCCCGUCCUUGCGGCGUCCGGCGUUGGGCGGGACGUGGGCCAGGGCUGGGAGAAGGCCAUCCGACAGGCGAUGAUGCCCGUCACGCCCAAGGCCAGCGUCGGCACCGGGCCCGGCAAGGGGAAGGACCACAAGGACGUCUCUAUCAGCAUAUCAGUGUCCAACUCACAGAUACAAGAAAACGUGGAUAUCAGUUCAGUGUAUCAGAUCUUUGCUGACGAGGUCCUCGGCUCCGGACAGUUUGGGAUCGUCUACGGAGGUAAACACAGAAAGACUGGCCGAGACGUGGCGAUAAAAAUCAUCGACAAAAUGAGGUUUCCCACCAAACAGGAGAGCCAGCUGAGGAACGAGGUGGCCAUUCUCCAGAACCUGCACCACCCGGGGAUCGUUAACCUGGAGUGCAUGUUCGAGACGCCCGAGCAGGUGUUCGUCGUCAUGGAGAAGCUUCACGGUGACAUGUUGGAGAUGAUUCUAUCCAGCGAGAAGAGCCGACUGCCUGAGCGCCUCACCAAGUUCCUGGUCACGCAGAUCCUGGUGGCCCUGAGACAUCUUCACUUCAAGAACGUCGUCCACUGUGACCUGAAGCCGGAGAACGUUCUCCUGGCCUCGGCAGACCCGUUCCCUCAGGUGAAGCUCUGCGACUUCGGCUUCGCUCGCAUCAUCGGGGAGAAGUCGUUCCGGCGCUCCGUGGUCGGCACUCCGGCGUAUCUGGCGCCCGAGGUGCUUCGCAGCAAAGGCUACAACCGAUCGCUGGACAUGUGGUCGGUCGGCGUCAUCAUCUACGUCAGCCUCAGCGGGACGUUUCCCUUCAACGAGGACGAGGACAUCAACGACCAGAUCCAGAACGCCGCCUUCAUGUACCCGUCCAACCCCUGGAAGGACAUCUCAGAGCAAGCCACAGACGUCAUCAACAACCUGCUGCAGGUGAAGAUGAGGAAGCGCUACAGCGUGGACAAGUCGCUCAGUCACCCCUGGCUGCAGGACUACCAGACCUGGCUGGACCUCAGGGAGUUCGAGACGCGGCGAGGCGAGCGCUACAUCACCCACGAGAGCGACGACGCCCGCUGGGAGGAGCACGCCGACGAGCGAGGUCUGCACUGCCCUUCACACUUCAUCAGGUCGCCCAAUCUGGACGACAUGGACGAGGACCCCUAGGGGCGCCCGGAGGAUAAAACAUUAUUCACAAGGAGGCAGCAGAUCCGAGGAUCCCGGCCUCGGCGGUCAACAGAGUCCGUGGAGACCGUCACCGUGUGAAGCUGCGGCGGCGGCGGCGGUCAGGCAGCUGUGUGACGACACUGUGACAAUAAUUCAGGUCCAGACACUUCUUACCCUUUUCCUGUUUCACUGCGUUUUUCUACGAGCCAUAACAAACUCACCCCGAGAGCCAAAACCUGGAGGGAGUUUUAUUCCCAGUGCAACAUUCAGUAAACGUCUGCGCCGCCAGUCGAGCGUCGCCAGUCGAGCGUCGCCAGUCGAGCGUCGCCAGUCGAGCGUCGGAAGGGCUACCAGCUACAAAACAAAUCCAGCUCAAAUAGCAUAUUUUUAUGACUUCGUCGUUCCGUUUUAGAUCUUAUAAAUCUGUGUAGAGUUUCUAUGUGACGCUAACUAGAGGAAACAAAUGUCUUCAUUAUGUUCUAGUUCUCCUUCUUCUUCUUCUUCUUUGUCGGGAUGUCUUUGCACUAAAUAAAUCUAUCUGUAUCUGUAUCUAUUACGGAAACCUUUAAAAAGCAGAAUUUCACUGAUUAUAACUUCUGGUUUGUUCAUCUGCAAAAGUGAACUUCUUCUUAAACCACAACGCUCGUUACGCACCAGAAAACUAAACUACUGGAUGGAUGGAAACUGGAUCCGUCGGAGAAAACAUCAUGUUGUUACUAAAACCAAAAGGGUUUAUUCUUUGUACGGUGGCCUGUUGAGGACAUCUCAGACUCUCCGCUCUUUGUACUAUGAAUGCGAAUAGUACACAACAGGAUAUUAACUUACAGUUAUCAUGUUAACAUGCUCAACAACUCAACAACUAUGAGAUAUUAAGGCAAAAUUACAAUCAUUUUCAACCCGGUAAUGUCACACGUUAAAUAUCAAUAUGUUAAAAACAAAACAAUUCAAGUAUUUUUUAAUCUGGGAGUUGUUUUUAUAGUUGUGGAUGUUCUGAUUAAUCAUGUUAACUCACAAACUCUGUUGUAGAGAUUCAGGAAAAAGCGAGCACGCUAACCUUAGAAUGCUAAAUGUCAGUAUGUAGUAUUAAGGUAGUAUAAGGACAAUUCAGGUGUUUUUAUGUGAUGCUAACUUUGCAUUUGCCACCUCCAUCGUGAAAAUCAGACAAACAGACAAAAACAAACCUCUUUAAAACUUAAAUCUUUUUGUAUAUGAGUACUCGUCAUUAGUUUCAGAGGUAUUGACUGAAUUAAGGGGAUUGUUUCGUUCUAUUUCAAACCGUUUUAUUAUUAUUAUUACAGGAUUAUUUGAAGACUCAGGACUCAUUAAACUCAGAUGAGAUUAUCCAGAUUAUUCUCCAAACAUUACACUUUUGCAGAGAAACAAACGUCAGAGUUAUUUUCCAGAGCGAUUCUCUUUGAAACUGUUUAGAAGAAGACGAGCUGAGAAUCGAGCUGCUAUCGUCUGCUAUUGUCUUUCUGUGGAAACCGAACUGUUCGUGAUCCUGAUCCCACUCCAACCUGAGAAUAUUAUUUCACACGUUUUAUAUUUUUGCAAGAAAUGUUUGUGUCAUGUGAAUGAAAAAUAUUAAAUGUUUUACUUUGGGAACAUCUCAAUCCUUACAUCCUCUUAUAUUCAGUAUUAUUUAGAGGGUUUUAUGGCAAGAUGAUGGAAGGAAUUAAAGAAAAGAAAAUACUAUUUUAAGAACUGAUAUGAGCAGAAAUCAAUGGAGCAAUAUGUUUUCUUUGAAUCUCAUUCAAAUCUUUGUACAGUUUUUUUUUACCUGCAGAAUCCUCUGGUUAGUAAUUUACCAUCUUCAAUAAACAGAGAGCAUUUGGAGAUCAUGAUA
Messenger RNA from Sebastes umbrosus (honeycomb rockfish), 5186 nucleotides. Its product is annotated as serine/threonine-protein kinase D3-like. Gene Ontology annotation, biological process: protein phosphorylation. The transcript has 19 exons. The record is from RefSeq and is a predicted model, not a curated record. NCBI's taxonomy places the organism in Eukaryota, Metazoa, Chordata, Actinopteri, Perciformes, Sebastidae. The coding region runs from base 659 to 3340 and encodes 893 amino acids. Gene Ontology annotation, molecular function: ATP binding; protein serine/threonine kinase activity.